AUGUGUGUCACUAUCUUCUGGGUCCACGAGUGUGUCUUUUGCGGAGUCCUUAAGGAUAACGCCUCUCGCUACGACCCCGAGGUUACUGGUGCUUGCCCAGAGUUCGAGGAGAAGCUGGAGUGGCGCUACUGGGUCUGCCCCCCUUGUGAGGAGGCGAAAGCUACUGACGAGCGCAAGUUUCCCCCUAGAGGCCAGCGCCAGCAGCAGCAGGGUGUCCAGAGUACAACUCUGUUCCCGAAUAGACCUCUGUUCCAGGAUGCUCCGCGGUUCCAGAGUCCCCAGCAGUUUCAGAGCGGUUCUGGUGGUCGUCACACCGUUCAGCAGUAUCCUUCUCAACAAGGUGAGCAAUCUCCCCAGUUUUUCCCGAUGGGCCAUCCUUCCCGUCACCAGAACGAACCCCGUCCCCACGGUCGUCGUGAGAGCCAUGGUCACCACCACCACUACUAG
Messenger RNA from Fusarium odoratissimum NRRL 54006, 447 nucleotides. RefSeq lists its product as uncharacterized. The record is from RefSeq and is a predicted model, not a curated record. Bases 1 to 447 code for a protein of 148 amino acids. The transcript has a single exon. Lineage: Eukaryota; Fungi; Ascomycota; Sordariomycetes; Hypocreales; Nectriaceae.